AUGCCACCGAAAAAGAAGUCGACUACCAGACGAAGACGCGGCAACCGUACGCCGACCAACAGACGAAGGAGUACGCUCGACGAAGAUGCGAACACUGGUACGUUUUGUCAUUACCUUUUGAGAAAGGUUACUUUUUAUAGUUAUUAAAGCCUUUUUUUUUGUUUCAAGCUAAAAAAGCCUUAAAUAUUAGGUUGUUCACAUAAUCCUGAUUCCCCGUACCCCACAAAUUAGCUUUGAGAAGGAGUGCAGAAUUAAGUGAACAACCUAAUAUUACCAAAAAACCACCAAACUUUAAUUUUUUCCCAAAAAAAUAAAAAUAUGUAGGCAGUAAGGAAUUCGUAGUCAAUUAUAAACUUAACUGACCUCGUGGUUUAUCGGCCUUUAUCAAUAUUGGUUCCAUAGGAAACAAAUUAGCCCAUAAAAUCCGAAGAAAAGGCCGAUUUGUGAGUGAGGAACCGAACCCGCCCGCCUCCGCGUGAAAAGAUAACGCACUAACCACUCGGCUAAAAAGACAUUGUUUUAGAUUCGCGAAGAGUGAAGGGGAAAUGAAUAGUUUUCAGUUAGGUAUGGGUGGGAGUGGUGAAUAAUGAGGUUUUUGUAUUUUUAAAGGCUUUUAAUAUAAGUAACUCCUAUUUUUUCUUCUUUAUGACACAUUUUUCUUUCAAAAAACCUGUUUUAAAAAUAUAAAACAAUUUCUUUUCAGUCGUCUCAGUGGAAGAAGCGGAUGAAAGGUCCAAUAGUGCACCAAAAGGCUGCACCGAUACCGAGCUUCUCGCAGCGGUUACGCCAUUCGUGGAGAAGCUGGAAAAGACGACUUUAGAGCAGUUUAAAGAAGAGUAUGCCGCGCUCAAAGCCAUACCAUUAAGUGAAGCUACGUUUACAGCGUUUGAAGCGAAUCGACCAAAGAACCGGUACACCGACCAGUUUUGCAUCGACCAGACCCGCGUCAAACUGACAUUUAACGUCCCACCCGACUCGGACUACAUUCACGCAAAUCAUGUCAAUGUUGAGGGUCAUUCGUACAAUAUGAUUUGUACUCAGGUAGGGAUAAACUUAUAGUAUUUGGUAGGGAUAAAAUGAUAGUAGUAAGGUGUUUUUAAGAGGUUCAGCUGCAUAAAAGAAAGAAGAAUACAAAUUAGCUACGGCGUUUAAUUUUUUUUCAUUUUGUUACCUAAAACCAAGUUUAGGGCCCAGUCCAAAGCAGUGUGGCGGACUUUUGGCGUAUGGUGUACCAAGAAAAGUGUUUUGCAAUUGUGAUGUUGUGCAAGUUCAUCGAAGGCAAACGACCCAAAUGUGAACCAUAUUAUCCGGACGAAGCGGGCAAAAUCGAAACCUACGGGCCGUUGAUGGUCCGGCAUGGUGGGGUAAGUUUAAUUUUUCAAUGCUUCAAUUUUUAAUUUUAAAAUUACGAUUUUAAAAUUUUUUUCAAAUUUUAACACCUUUUUAAAAUUUUUAAAACUUUGAAAUUGUUAACACGACAAAAAACUUUUAGCCAGCUCCCGGCUCAGACAGAUCCUACGAAAAGCUGGUACUGGAUGUUGGAAGAGUAGGAGAACCCUUCGUACCCGAACAUACCGUAAUACUAGUGUCGUACGACAAAUGGCCGGACAAAAGUGUACCAACAAGUUCAAUGGCUCUACACCGUGUUUUGAGGUUUUUGCGGACCCAAGCCAAAGACAAAACAAUUGUGGUACACUGUAGUGCUGGGGUUGGCAGAACGGGCACAUUCGCGGCCUUAUCCGUGGUGGAGUCAAGAAUAAGCGAGAAGAAGGCAUUUGACGUAGGUUUAUAUGGUUUUGUUUACUUGUAAAGGCAUUUAUGAUCAGCAUAUUAUGAUAUAUUUUGUUAAAAAAUUUUAAUUUAACUUUUUAUAGUGUUAUUUUGAGUUUAAUAACUAAAAUUUCAGGUCUUUGAAAUUGUGAAAAACUUGCGACAGAAACGUUUUAAUUCAGUCCAAACCGAAAUCCAAUACCUGUUUAUACACAAGGCCAUUGCCGACUAUCUGAACGCCAAGAAGAUUCGUACUGACAAAUUCAAUGCUAUGUACUUUGCUCACACUAGGGGGCAGCCCAUCACCGAAGGUUAG
This is a messenger RNA of Bursaphelenchus okinawaensis, 2086 nucleotides long. Lineage: Eukaryota; Metazoa; Nematoda; Chromadorea; Rhabditida; Aphelenchoididae. The record is from the annotation of a GenBank genome assembly.